Physella acuta is the source of this 471-nucleotide messenger RNA. RefSeq lists its product as uncharacterized. The record is from RefSeq and is a predicted model, not a curated record. NCBI's taxonomy places the organism in Eukaryota, Metazoa, Mollusca, Gastropoda, Physidae.
UACUAUUCGACAGAUGUUAGUAGUAUAAUAAAGCAAAAUAUGUUUAACAUGGCUGGAGAAUUGUUACUUUUUGGUUUCUGCAUAUGUUUUAUGUCUGUUACCUGGGCAGUUCCUGGUGCAAGCUGUGUCAGGAAAUCCGAUUGUGGAUGCGACGAAUGCUGUACGGAGAACAUCCAAAUAGCCAGCAGGAAAAGAUUUGUCGUCCUUCCUAUCGGCACGAAAACAUGCCAGCCGUACUUAAACGAAGGCGAGAGAUGUUCUAGCUUCAACUCUGGCUGUGGGUGCCGACCUGGUCUGACCUGUGUCCAGAACUCUCUGAUUACGUCACGUGACGAAACGGCUGCCAAGAUCAGCGCUGAUAAAGGUAUUUUUUACACCUGUAGCCGCAGGUUUAUCCCUGGUUAAGGUGGUGUGUACACCUGCAGUCUACCUGAAUAAUCUGGAAUCACUUGUGGAAGAAAUUAAAUAUAA